Molecule: messenger RNA, 4691 nt
Organism: Girardinichthys multiradiatus
Lineage: Eukaryota; Metazoa; Chordata; Actinopteri; Cyprinodontiformes; Goodeidae
Product: terminal nucleotidyltransferase 4A-like
Exons: 12
Coding region: 536-2932 (798 amino acids)
Biological process (GO): RNA 3'-end processing
Cellular component (GO): TRAMP complex; nucleolus
Molecular function (GO): poly(A) RNA polymerase activity; mRNA binding
Source: RefSeq, a predicted model, not a curated record
CCAUACGUUCGUUUGUAAAUUCAUCAGCAUUAAACAACCACAUUUAAAAGUAACUGUACGCCAAAGAAGGCCAUUUCGUAUGCAUAUUUUUAUUUUAACUUAAUUUCAUAAAAAGUGGCGUGAACAUUGAAUUCCACAGUUCAUCGGUAUCCACAUUUAAUAUUCGUAUUUUAUUGUAUCAGCACUCUAAUUCGGGCCUUUGAAAGAGCAGUAUUAUUAACCUAACUUCCGGUGUUUCUGGUUAUAUUUGGCUAACUUGACGCCUCCUUCAGCGCUGAGGAGGUGUGUUCAAAGAUUUAAAUCUCUCACAGAUGAGCGGUUGAUGAACAGUGGUGCUGGUUGCGCCAUAUUGGCUGCCUUUUAAGGGGAGAGGAGUUUGGCCGAGCCGCUUGACAAACCCAACCAGUCUACAGACAUGAAGCUUUUCAGAAAAAUCUUGUAACUUGGCACCGCAGAUUGUAAAGUGUUCAAUUGCAAAGUUGUUUGCACUGCCUUUUUGUUUCUGUGGAAAAGGUUUUCGAAAAACUCGAGUCCAAUGGAUCCUAGGACCGUUUGGAUCCAACCGGAGCAGAAUGGACCGGCCAAUUCCCUGUGGAUGCAUUUUUGGGAGACUUCACGCGCAUUCGGAGCGAAUUCCGGCCUCGACAACCAGCCUCACAACCAGCGCAACUUUGCGGUACAAAAUGCAAACUUGGUUUCAUACGGCGAGAGCUGUAGGCAUGUAUCGCCGACACCCGGGACUGUGUUUGGGAAACUGCUGCGGGCAGACAGCGGCGGCGAGAGGGGAAGUGUCCGGAGGAAGGGCUCGUUGUCACCGUCCUCUUCCUCUCUGGACUCGGAGGCCGACAGCUCCUCUCCCCACGGCUCCUCGCUUCAGAUUGAUAGCUUGAGCGCGGCGUACGAGGCCGGGCAGUUUUUACACUACGGUGAGCGGAAGGUGAACGAGAACAGCCUCCGGCAGCCCGUUCACGUUGUUCAGCCACAUUGUCGCAGCAUGCAACAGCUCGGCGGCCACACCCCCACCGAGGUGAAAAAUCAGCAAGGGAACAAGCAGCAGCAGCACUAUCAAUCAAACCCAUCCGGCCGCAGGAGGCAGCUGAACAGGGCCAACACUUUUCACGGCUUACACCCGCUCAUCUCCUGCGGCUUUAAUGGCCACUAUAUAGACUCUUCCUAUAGCCUGUGGAAAACCAGGCGCUACAGCCCGGGUGUCAAUGGCCUACAUGAGGAAAUAAUGGAUUUCUUCAACUUCAUGUCACCAAGACCUGAGGAGGAGGCCAUGAGAAGGGACGUUGUGAACAGAAUAGAAAGUGUCAUCAAAGAUCUGUGGCCCACAGCUCAGGUGGAAAUUUUUGGCAGUUUCAGCACAGGUCUCUAUCUUCCUACAAGUGACAUUGACCUUGUGGUGUUUGGGAAGUGGGACCAUCCCCCACUGCAGGAUCUUGAGCAAGCUCUAAGAAAACACAACGUGGCUGGCAAUUAUCCUAUCAAAGUCCUUGACAAAGCUACGGUUCCAAUCAUUAAACUCACUGAUCAUGAGACCAAGGUGAAAGUGGACAUCAGCUUUAAUGUAGAGACUGCAGUUAAGACAGCACAGUUCAUCAAAAGCUACCUUAAGAAAUACACCGUUCUUCCACCCCUGAUCUUCGUUCUGAAACAGUUCCUCUUGCAGCGGGAUCUGAAUGAAGUCUUUACUGGAGGCAUCAGCUCAUAUAGCCUUAUACUUAUGGCUAUCAGCUUUUUGCAGCUACACCCUCGGAUAGACACACGGCGCACCAACAUUAACCUGGGCAUCCUGCUAAUUGAAUUCUUUGAGCUCUACGGUCGUGAUUUCAAUUACAUGAAAAUGGGCAUCCAAGUGAAGAAUGGAGGAGCUUACCUGUCCAAGGAAGACAUGCUGCAAGCUAUGGACCAUGGAAACUGGCCAUCCAUGCUCUGCAUUGAAGAUCCUGUACAGCCAGGGAACGAUGUAGGCAGGAGUUCAUAUGGAGUCCUGCAAGUCAAGCAGGUCUUUGAUUUUGCAUAUAUGGUUUUGAACCAUAGCGUAUCACUUCUGUGUGCACAUCCAAACAAAGAGUACGACAGCACUUUAGGACGAAUUGUUAAAGUCAGCCCAGAGGUGCUGGCCUACAGGGAAUGGAUAAUCAAGACAUGGGGAGCCAAAAAGUGCACCAAGCUGACCAAUGAUGUAGAGAGCUGCGAGCAGGAGCUUGCCAGAAUGAUGCUGAUUGGAGAACAAAGGGAUUCCCCCUCUCCCCUGAGCUCGGACUCCCCUUCACCUUCUCCAGUGUUUCCUCCCAGCCCUCAACACCAUUCAUCGUCUUCCUCAGCAUGCUCACUUUCUUCUUCUUCCUCUGGAAGCGACAUCGACUCGGACUCUCCAAAAAGUAGCAACGGUUCUGACGAGCUCCACCCGGUCACCUUGGCUUCAAUCCAUUCAGUGAUCCAGAUGGCUGCUGAUCUGGGGGCCACACAUCCAGCAAGCUUUAUCCACACCACACAUCAGAUGUGUCUCCCAGAAAACAUUACCAUCCCUCCUACCAAUUGCCAGUUCUACCACGAGAACCCUCCUUCCAUUGCCAUUGUGCACCGUCACACAACACAAGCUGCACAAUUCCCCCAGCAGACUAAGCCACCGAGCCCUCUUUUCACCCACGUCCACCACACUCAGGUAGGAGGGCCGCUGUGCCACCAGUACGCCCAGAGAUCCUAUUCCCAAGGCUCACUGGAGCCACACAAGUUUGGCUCCAAGCACAACCAAGCUGGUAGCCUCCAAUGCCAUAAUCCCUCUCAAGGCAACUUUAGUCUGCAGCACAGGCUGGUUCACCAGGCUCACAACAUUGUGUCAUGUUUCAGAACCCAGCACCAGUACAACCGUAACACAUGGCGACGCAGGAAGAAAGCCGUUUUUCCAUCUCUGAAUCAGAGCUAAUGAAAGAAGUCAGUUGUAGCACACAUUCUGUUGUUGAAGGGUCUUUAAAAUGCUUCUGCACCUGUGCAACAAUUCACAAGUUGCUUGAAGGCAUUUCCAAUUGCUUGCUAGGGCCUUGCAACAAAACUUUUAAGGUCUUAACCUUGCUCAUGUUGUUCUACUAGUCUGAAGUCAGUGGCCCUUCCACCAGCAUAAAUUCAGUUGAACUGGUGAUAACCAGACCGGGCCGGCCUCAGUAGUGUCAUCUCCAGAUUACGGAGCUGUUGCGUAUUUAGUGUCCAUGCCACUUGAACAUCAUGUGCCGUAGUACUGUUGUGGUUCAUCAAGCCUGACACUUCUUAAACUUUUGAUUCUUAUUGAACCUUUUUUUUAGCAUUAGGUUUCAGUCUUCUGAAUGUGUCUCCCCUUUUAGCUCGAAAUCUUUUUCGGAGCUCUUAAAAGUUCAGUGUAUCGUCUAGAAAUUGUAUUCUGGACUGAAGCAAAGCACUACACUUUCCUUCUACCUAUGCAGCGCAACGCUGACAAUGUUUUUGAUGUGACGGCACAAAACGGACAUUGUCUCAAGUGCUUAAACUGUGAAAACUGAUUUGAAUGUACACUUUUGUGUGUGUGUUGGUCAUACAUUUUUCUCUUGUUGUAAACCCACCAGAAUUUUUGUUUUUUUUUGUUUUUCUUUUUUUCACAUUGUUGUUUUAUGCUGCAAACUUUGACACCUUAUUUUUUGUUGCAGCAAUGUGCAAUAUUUACUGGUUUUUAUUUAAUUUAUUUUAGAUUUUAGUCUAGUCUUUUUUUUUUUUUUUUUUUUUUUUUUUUUUUAAGCCUUUAUUAAUGUGUGCAAUAGAUUGAUUCAAGGGCCUAGACAAAGUUUGUGUGUGUGUGAGAGAAAGAGACCUUUCAGCAGAAGGAGGCGGUGUGGUAUAACAUUAGAAAUGUGCCAAAAACCCUUGACUCAAAUGUUUUCCCACUUGAAUUUUGCCAACUGCCUGUCUAAAAAGUUUUCCACAACCAGUCUUUAUUUUAAACAUAUCACCUAUAUAGCCAGAGUUAUAUUUAAAGAGCUAAAAACCGUCUUCAGCCAGGUUUGCGCCUCGUGACAUUUCAGAAAUAUUUGGUGCUAUUUUAUACCAGCAAAGUGCUUGUUUUCUGCCUUAUAAAUACUCUGGUUCUGUUAAAGCAGCUGGUUAACUGCCUUCUUAAUUGACCAAACCAGAUUUUGUUUUGUUUUUUUUCUUAUGUGUAAACUGAGCUUUCUGCAUACCUUUCAGUAAGUACUGCCAGGCUUUUAUUUAUGCCAUCUCUAGGUGCCGGCUCAGUGAGCACACUACUUUUGCUCUCGAUAAAUGUCUGUAUUGGCAUUUUUUUCUUGUUUUAGUGAACAAAUCUGCGAAACAGUUGUAGGUGUAUACAUUUUUUUCGCUUUCACAGUUUACACAUGAAUUCCCUAAACGACCAGUGCUCCCACUCAAGUAAAUUUAGAAGAGCCACAACAGAAAUUCGAGGACUUGUUUCAAAAGUCGAACGUGCCUCCAAUGUAUCAAGCCCAACAUGAUUUUCUUAGCAUUAUCACUUUGUUUUCAGAGCUGCUUGUCAUAACAUUAUCUAAGACUAUCUGGGGCCACAUUGCAUCACACCAAAUCCCCAGAUCUGUGUAUGAAGGAUGGAUUGUAAUGGGUUAACAACUUGCAUUUCAAUGUAUACCUUUUUUUUUUUUUUUAAUGUAAGUUUUCUAUUUUUUUAAUAAACAUUUUUAAAAAGCAAA